AUGACCACGACUCCUGCGCGUGCUGCGCUCGCGAACCCCUCUAUUGCCCAUCUGGGAUUGCCCACGAGCGGCACAUCCACCCCCACAGUCAAGAACUUGCCUGGAUACACGACACCCAUAUUCACGCGUAAAGAUGAACAACGCAAGGAAGUCGAGGCCAGCGUUGCCUCCAAGGGCUUCAUGUCUCCCGAGCUCGUGAAGCAUGAGGUUGGCUGGUUCUACGAUUCUCUCGGCAUCGACGACACUUAUUUCGCCAAUGAACCUGUUUCUAUCAUCACUGAUCACAUUCUGGCCCUCUUCGGCGCCAAGAUUAUGGCUUUCACUCAACACGACGCGAACAAGCUUGUUAUCGAUCUCGAGCAAACCUCUCCCGAUGGUGACCGUGCUACUUUUAUUCACACUAGUGCACCUGGUGUGACAUCCAAAGACGGACCUGGCGCGACCUGCGAGGCUAGGAUCGAUGGCCAAUACCUUGACGAGUCUACUCCCGAAACUGCCUAUCGGCUUGAAACUUAUCGCUCUGGAGGAUCGAUCAGCGCAAAUGCUUCUCAACAACUUCGAUGCUACUUUGUUCAGAAGUGCCAGUUUCCCCCAGCAAGUGCCAAAAAGACCAUCAAGGGCGAGGAUGACAUUGAACGAACCGACAUUCGCACCGUUUCCGACAAGUCCUUUUUGGAAAAGGCCUCGGACAACACCCUUGAGAUCUACCAGCAAGUCAUGUGGAACGUGGAGGAGCGUUAUGGUCCUGUAAUUGAAAUGUUCGAAGUUGAAGGCACCCGAGAGCGCCGCGUUGUCAUCGGAUAUCGCAUGGGCGGCACCAAGCAUUUCUUCAGCGCCUUGUCAGACCUCUACCACUUCUACGGGCUGUACUCGGCCAGGAAAUACGUUGAGCAAUUUGCAAAUGGCGUUACGAUCAUCUCUUUGUACUUGAACCCACUUCCGAGCAGCAACGCUCCACCCAUUGAGCACUCGAUUCACCAAGUCAUCAAAGAGGCCUCCCUACUUUACUGUCUCCCAGACAACCCAUUCUUCCGUGGCACUACUCCAGGCGGCGCUGCGGCCGUUUCCAACAUCCACGGCUCUCAUGCUGUCCAAGAAGCAACUUAUGCCUACGCCGGCUGGAUCUUCGCUCAGCAUUUCUGUAACCGUCUUGGUCCAUCCUAUGGCGCCCUUCGCGAGGUCUUGGACGAGUCGAAUGCGGUUCAUGCUGAAGUUCUCAACAACAUCAAGGUUCGCUUCAGGGAGGAGACGUUUACUCGCGAGAGUAUUGGAGAGGUCAUUGCCGCUUAUCCCGAAUUGAUUCGCAUGCUCUAUGUCAACUUUGCGAUGAACCAUUAUCCCGCCCAGGACGAGGCCAGCCAGCUGAUGCCGACCCUUUCGUACCAACGUCUUCAAACCGAGCAGCCUCUCAGUGACGAGGAACUUCGCGACAAACUGCGCCGAACUGUUCCAAACAAACAGGAACUUCAAGUUUUGGAGAGUUUCUUGAUUUUCAACAAGCAUGUCCUCAAGACCAACUUUUACCAACCCACAAAGGUUGCGCUCUCGUUCCGUCUUGCGCCCAACUUUUUGCCCGAGGUCGAGUACCCCAAGCAACCGUUUGGAAUGUUCUUCAUCAUUGGUUCCGAGUUCCGUGGGUUCCACAUUAGGUUCCGCGAUGUUGCUCGAGGAGGUAUCCGUAUUGUUCGCUCGAGGAACAAGGAGAACUACUCGAUCAACCAGCGUAUGCUGUUCGACGAAAACUACGCGCUCGCUGCGACUCAAACACUAAAGAACAAGGAUAUUCCCGAGAGUGGAGCCAAGGGCACGAUCUUGCCUAGUUUGGGUGCUGCUCCGGAGCUGUGCUUCCAGAAAUACGUUGAUGCUGUUAUCGACUUGCUCAUCCCCGGGAACACUCCUGGAAUCAAAGAGCCUAUCGUUGACCUCUAUGGCGAGCCUGAACUCUUGUUCUUUGGUCCCGAUGAAGGUACUGCUGAUCUGAUGGACUGGGCAGCCAAUCAUGCUCGUUCUCGCGGUGCACCAUGGUGGAAGUCGUUCACGACUGGCAAGAGUGCCAAACUCCUCGGCGGUGUUCCUCACGACACAUAUGGCAUGACUUCGUUGUCCGUUCGUCAAUACAUCUUGUCCAUCUACAAACAGAACGGCUUGAGAGAGAAGGACGUGACCAAGGUUCAAACCGGUGGACCGGAUGGUGAUUUGGGAUCCAAUGAAAUCCUCUUGAGCUCUGACAAGACUGUCGCUGUGAUUGACGGAAGUGGUGUAUUGGCCGACCCAGCUGGUAUUGAUCGCACGGAACUUGUCCGCUUGGCCAAGGCCCGCAAGAUGGUUUCCAACUUUGACAAGUCCAAGCUGAGCAAGGACGGAUACAUCGUUCUUUGCGAGCAGCAUGACGUCAAGUUGCCAUCUGGCGAGGUUAUUGCCGAUGGUACUGAUUUCAGGAACAAUGCUCACUUGAGGUUUAAGGCUGAUAUUUUCGUGCCUUGCGGUGGUCGUCCGGAGGCCAUUAACAUUUCCAACGUUUCUCGUUUGAUUGACCACGAUGGGAAGCCUCACUUCAAGUACAUUGUCGAGGGCGCCAACUUGUUCAUUACCCAGCAAGCAAGGUUGUUUUUGGAGAAACGCCGUGUGGUCUUGUUCAAGGACUCCAGUGCCAACAAGGGUGGUGUUACUUCUUCAUCCCUUGAAGUCUUGGCUGGUCUAGGAUUGUCUGACUCGGAAUACAUCGAACACAUGAUCUUCAAGGACGGCAAGCCUUCAGCCUUCUACGAGAGCUAUGUCAAGGAUAUCCAGGCCAUCAUCUCUAGCAACGCAUCUCUCGAAGCCGGUUGCAUCCAGAACGAAUACAAGCGUCUCAACGGCUCCAAGCCUCGUACCCUCAUUUCCGACGAGCUCUCGAGCAAACUCAACGACCUCCAGGCUGAACUCGAGUCCUCGGACUUGUUCGACGAUGUUGCCAGCCGCCGUGGUGUUCUCGGGCGCGCCAUCCCCCAGACGCUCGUCAAGCAGGUCGGCAUCGACACUCUCCUCGGGCGCUUGCCUGAGCCUUACCAGCGUGCGCUUUUCUCGAGCUGGGUCGCUGCGCACUUUAUCUACAAGUAUGGUGUCAACGGCACCAGUGUCAACUUCUUCAACUUUGCACGAACCCUUGCGGAAGGUGCAUAA
Molecule: messenger RNA, 3162 nt
Organism: Rhizoctonia solani
Lineage: Eukaryota; Fungi; Basidiomycota; Agaricomycetes; Cantharellales; Ceratobasidiaceae
Product: glutamate dehydrogenase (NAD+)
Exons: 19
Coding region: 1-3162 (1053 amino acids)
Cellular component (GO): mitochondrion
Molecular function (GO): L-glutamate dehydrogenase (NAD+) activity
Source: RefSeq, a predicted model, not a curated record